AUGCACAAAAAAAUUGGAAAAAUCAGAAGCUUGUCUUCACAAAAAAUGUGAGUUUUUUAAUAAUAACUUUCCUGAUACAUAUGUAAAUAUUCAUUUUUUCAGACAAAAAAACUCGGAAAUGUUCCCUUCAAUGAAAGUUCAACUGAAACAACACAACACAAGAUUGCGAGAAAAAUCCCCGAAAAGGGGCCGAGCAGAAAAAUUGAAAAAAUCAAGAAACGUAAGUAUUUUGAAUUUUUAUUUCUAAUUCUGAUGAAAUUUUUUUCAGAAAAAUCAAAAAAAGCAAAAUAAAAUGAAGAAAAAAACAAUAAAAUCCCAAAAAAAUAAACCAAAAAGUGAGUUUGUCACACUGUCCCUUUAAUUCUAAUAAAAAAUUUUUUUUUCAGAAAAAAGCUCGGAAAAGUAUAUCUGA
Caenorhabditis angaria is the source of this 412-nucleotide messenger RNA. The record is from the annotation of a GenBank genome assembly. NCBI's taxonomy places the organism in Eukaryota, Metazoa, Nematoda, Chromadorea, Rhabditida, Rhabditidae.